GGUAAAGAAAAAUUCUUGAUUCAAUGGAAAGGAUAUUCGAAACCAACAUGGGAACCACGUGAAAACUUGGAUGAUUGUGCCCUUCUCCUCGAUUCAUUUUACAAAGUAGCCAAAGAUACCGAACCUGAACCUGUUACACCUGCAGGUGUUCCGACUGAUGAUGAUUUCAAACAAAAAUUAUUGGAAGCUCAUCAAUCUAGCAUGCACUUAAAUAUUGAACUUUACGAUAGGCUUAUUCUAAAACGAGGUGUUAAGGAUACAAGUGAUAUUGGUCCAAAGAUUGAAAAUGUUCCUAUUGUUUCUUUUGGUGGGAUAACUAGACAGAAUAGUACUAGUUCUAGUAGUUCUAGAGGUGUAUAG
This is a messenger RNA of Dentiscutata heterogama, 360 nucleotides long. The record is from the annotation of a GenBank genome assembly. NCBI's taxonomy places the organism in Eukaryota, Fungi, Glomeromycota, Glomeromycetes, Diversisporales, Gigasporaceae.